Bursaphelenchus okinawaensis is the source of this 2723-nucleotide messenger RNA. The record is from the annotation of a GenBank genome assembly. Lineage: Eukaryota; Metazoa; Nematoda; Chromadorea; Rhabditida; Aphelenchoididae.
AUGAGUACCGGCGUCCAAACCGGUCAGUACGUGGAUGUUCCGGCGAAGAAUGUAAGCUAGAAUACGUUAAUCAGAAUCUUAUGUAACUGUAAAAUGUAAUUUUUUUCUAUUUUGUUCUAAUUUCGCGUUAUUUGGCUGAAAAAUAUGUUGUAGCAGAUAUCUGUGUAUCGUGUCGGAAAGUAGGCGGUAUCUUAAAGCUUACUAGAUAUUUUUUGUUGUGAUAUAGCUUAAAAGAAUGAAAUUUUUAUAGUUUAUUUAAUAGUGGAAAUUAUAUUUUUAUUUGAUUUGUGAUUUGGGUCCAAAAAAUGAUAUUGUUGUAGAUACCUAGGUCUUUGGAGAGACCAGCUGUAUCUUUAAAAGUUUUUAAUGUAAGCUAUUGUGUUAUAUAUGAAAAGAAAGGUAAUUUCAUAGGCUAUCUAAUGAUAUACAGAUUAAAGUUUAAAAUUUUGAUAAUCUUAGUAAUUUUUGAAUUUUAGUUCAUCAUUACCCGGAAAACGAAGGAUGAAGUGAUUCGGACUAUGGGAAGACGGAUACCUUGUUUGACUAUGGUUUUUAUUAACGUAAGUGUUUGAAAUAUGUUUUGUUUUGGUUCUGAUAAUAUUUUGCUUGAAGUUUGAUUCUAAAUUCAGAGUUUUUGCAAGUAUAAUAUAAAACCUAUGUGCAGGUACGUGAAAAACCUUGUUUUUGCUCAAGUUUGAUGUGUUCUGUGCUGUUUUUCUAUCGUAAAAUGUUAUUUAUAAAUUGUUCAGCAUGUCUUUGAUGUAUCCAAACUAUAUUUGUUACCUAAUUUAAUGAAAAUGCAUUUCAGUUUACGAUUUUUGCAUUUUUCGUGAUGGCCAUCUUGUGUUUGUUUCUGCUGUGCUUACACUACCGUCUUCGCUUGGCCGUUUUUGACAUUGAAGAGAGCCUACUGCAGAACAAGUCUGUUUUUCAAUCGUUUUCCAUGUGCCCAUAUCAGGAUGACUACACUUUCUUCAAUCGGAACGUCAGCUUGACCUACAAUAUGGUCAGUUAUUUUUGUUUCAGAUGGUUUUAAAAAAUGUUUCAGAGGUUUAGAUAUUAAAUUUUGGGCUUUUUUGAAAGCAGGAUAUAUGAUCUAACGUUUGAAAAUAAUUUUUAUAUACAAAAAACUAUGAUUUGGCCAGUUUUAACUUUCUGUUCAUAUUACACUCCAGAUGCUACCUAUGAUAAUAUAAAAUUGGCUGUAAAAUGUUUCUGACCUAAAUAUUUUGGUCGUUUUUAAUAAAAUUAUGUAGAUAUGGAUGUGUUUUAGGAUUACUGUAUGAGAGGAUGUGGCACGAUGGCGUUCGCCUUCAGAAUUCGAAAAGUUAACGAGUCGGCGCCUUUAAUAAAGAAGAACAAGGACAAGAAGAUUUGCUUUAUGCAACAUGAAAUGGUCAGUUUUUAUAAGAUUUUUUGUUGAUUUUAGGUAAAGCUGAAGUUAAUGUUGAGGUUGGUGUUAAGAUCGGUCAAGAAGUUUAUAAAAAAUGGCUAAAAACAUCACUUUUGAUGGUUUAUAAGGGCUGUUUUAUACCUAUAUUUUUUGAUUUUUGGCUUUUAAAGCUGGUUUGAUCAGUAUGCUUUAACUUUUGUAGACGACAAGCUGUUUUUAAGCAUAUAAAGUAGUCUGAUACCUAAAAAUGUUUUAGGUAAUGUGCCGAAACGACUCGGCCGAAAUAAAACCAGAGAUCAGCGGCUGCAACACUCCGACGAACAUUGAAGCCUGUGCCGGCUUCAAUUCGGUCAAAAUACCGUCGGGCGAAAUCAUGGAUGGUGUGGCCCAAACACUGAGCGCCGAUGAAGAUGAAACGGUAAAUCAGAUCAAGGUAGCACUCUUGAGUAACGAUGAGUUAAAGGACUAUGUGAAUAACGUCAUGCACACCACCAACUUGAUCAUGCAAUGCCCGAUUUGUACGAUUCGUACCAACAAGUUUACGUGAGUUUUUUGGUUUUGUGUUUCUGCAGGCUUUCUUCUCGAUCGGCAGGCUGCAGAAUAUCGGUCGCAGCUUGAAAAUGAGGGUUUUGAGGUUUUUAUUGGAAAAAAAAAAGAUUUUUUAAUGGGUUUUGCAUUGGAAAUGAGGAUUUUAAAAAUUUUCUGUUUAAAAAUGUUUGUUUCAAUAUAAAAAUGUCCAAAAAUUUUCAUUUCUGGUACAAAAACAAUUGCCAAACUCAAAAACAAGAGUUUGGCGACUUGCGCCCGAACUUGCGCAGCCUGCAGAAAAUAAAAGUGCAACUGACUUUUUUGGACAUUUUUUUCAAAAAAUAGAUUAAGGAGUGGAUAGAAAAUUAUUUUUUUUAUUAAAAAAAAUAUUUUUAAAGUUUAAAAUUUUCAGUUUUAAAGACACUGUUGGCUGUUGCUUCCAGAAGCUGGUAACCCUAACUCAUGGUCAUGGCCAACGAUUCGAACAUUGCAGCGAGUUUGUGGUAGGUUGCGGUUUUAUAAGAAAUGAGUUUUGGAAAGAAGUUAUUGCGGUUUUUUGAAAAAUGAGUUUUGGAAAGAAAGUUCUUGCGGUUUUUUUGGAAAAUGAGUUUUGGACAGAAAGUUCUUGCGUUUUUUUUGAAAAAUAGUUUGGAAAGAAAGUUUUUUCAGAUCCAUUAAUUCUUUCGCAUCUACAUUAUUCAUGCUGCCUUUUCAGAUAUACAGUGAGCAAGCUUGCGAUGUCGGUCUGACUUCGAAUGCUCCCAAACGGUACCUGGACGCGGCCAACAAACAGAAAUGUUGA